This is a messenger RNA of Syngnathus acus (greater pipefish), 1216 nucleotides long. RefSeq names its product fibronectin type III domain containing 4a (gene fndc4a). Gene Ontology annotation, molecular function: protein binding. The transcript is spliced from 5 exons. The coding region runs from base 124 to 828 and encodes 234 amino acids. Lineage: Eukaryota; Metazoa; Chordata; Actinopteri; Syngnathiformes; Syngnathidae. The record is from RefSeq and is a predicted model, not a curated record.
GCCGCCGCCGCAGCCGCAUCCUCUGUUGCAUCCUCCAGUCCGAGCAUGGCAGCUUGAGAAGGUCUUCUCUUUUUUUUCUUCUUUCUUUCUUUGGGUUUUGCUUCCUUCGCCUGCCUGCCUGCCAUGACCCGCCCGCUGGUUGUGAUCCACUCGGCGGUCCUGUUGCUCUUCGGAAGCGACGUGUUCCUGGUGAGGGCAAAUCGGCCGCCGGCUCCCGUCAACGUGUCCGUCAUUCACCUCAGCUCCGACUCGGCGACCGUCUCCUGGGAGGUCCCCGAGGGGGACGUCGUCAUCGGCUUUUCAGUCUCGCAGCAAGUAAGUGUGCAAAUAUCAAGGUACUUGAAAGUGGAGGUCUUCACGCUUCUCCUUCAGAGGCAGGACCGGCACACGCAGCGCUUCAUCCGGGAAGUCAACACCAGCAGCCGAGCUUGCGUCCUGUGGGACCUGCAGGAGGACACGGACUACGUGAUCCAGGUGCAGUCCAUCGGCCUCUACGGCGAAAGCCAAGCCAGCGAGAAGGUCCACUUUCGCACGCUCAAGAAGACCGAGCGCUUUCCCUCCAACAGUUCCAACCAAGAUGACCCAACAGUGCAGGGCCUGGAGAGGUCACGACAUCUGCAGACAGGAGAGCUCAUCAUCAUAGUGGUGGUUUUGCUCAUGUGGGCAGCCGUCAUCGCCCUGUUCUGCCGCCAGUAUGACAUCAUCAAGGACAACGACUCCAGCAACAACAAGGAGAAGGUCAAGCCCACGUCGGAGAGGAGCACGCCGGAGCACCGCGUCGGCAAGUUUCACCCAUCCGUGCCGUCCAUCAACAUCAUCCAAGUGUGACGCCCAUCGAAAGAGAACACAAAUGCAACACACAACCUCGGGGAGCGCAGCGGCAUCAGUGUAAAUUUGCAUCUUUUGAUAGAAGCAAUGCUACUCUUUGCAAUAAUCAAUACAGUCGAGGUUUGAGCAUUUUACUUUUUGGCAUUAGUGAACUUUAUCAUACUACAACAUCCUAGAAAACACGGUCCGUUGCAAUAGCAAAAUCAUAUUUCAUGUUCCACAUACCGUGCUGGAUGGACUCUGCUGACCUGCAUGCAAGCCAUCUGCCGGUAGAGAUGCGUCUUGCUAAAUUGAACACCAGAUCAACAAAAAAAAAAAAAGACAACUGUGUCAGAGUUCAUGUGUGUACAUUUCUCAUUUGUGCCAAAUAAAACUUUCCCAUCUCAAA